Molecule: messenger RNA, 1232 nt
Organism: Engraulis encrasicolus (European anchovy)
Lineage: Eukaryota; Metazoa; Chordata; Actinopteri; Clupeiformes; Engraulidae
Exons: 3
Coding region: 74-751 (225 amino acids)
Source: RefSeq, a predicted model, not a curated record
GAAAAGUGGAAUUCUUACUCACUCUGCCUGGCGCUUGUUUAGGUCAGUUGAUAACGAUUUUACUGCUGCUCUCAUGUGGUUUAUCUGCUUCUUGGCCUGCUGCUUGACAGCAGGGCAAGACAGAAAUGCAAAACUCACGAGGAAACUAACAAAGAAAGUGAACAGGUACACCUUGGCUCAGCUAUGGAGAAAACUGAACUCUUUAGGAAUAAAUGUGGCUGAAGAUAAACUUAGGAAGGAUGAACAAUCCAUGAGGAAUCUCCGGAUGCUCCUCAUAACAGAACUUGCGAUGGCUGAACUUUAUAAGACAGGAACUGAACUAAAAGGAAAAAGGAAGAAAAAAUCUGACGCAGACGCUGAGAACGGAAAUGUGACCAAUGGUGUCCAAACCAUCACUGCAGCAGAAGGAGAGCUGGAGGAAGUAAAGAUUGUCAUCACUCCUCAGGGACUGCGUGUGGCGCUUGCUGAGACAGAGGUACAACAGCUGGUGGACAUGGACACAAUGGCAAUAGAGAAUGUGGAAAACGGUGCAGGAGAACGUGCUGGGGCUCUGGGGGUUGAGAAGCAGGCAGGAGAGACCAUACGCCGGGCAGAUGGUCCCGUUCUGCUUCGCCUCCCUGCUGCCCCUAAGAAGAAGUUCUCCUCCAUCCCCACCAGGAGGAACGCCUGCUCCACUCCCAUCAACAGGUACUACACCAUCCCCAGGAGCUGGCAGCACCAGUGGGCAGACAUCAGCAACAGCGGCUUGUAGGCGAAUACAGGAACUGAUCAACUGGCUUUGGACUCGGACUUCGAUUAACUGGAUAUAGAUUUGGAUAUGGACUUGGCUGACACACGAUGAACUGGUUUUGGACUUUGGACUUCGAUGAUCUGGAUAUGGAUUGGAAUAUGGACUUGGUGGACACAUGAUCGACUGGCUUUGGACUCGGAUUUGGAUUAACUGGACAUGAAUGUGGAUAUGGACUUGACAAAUGAUGAACUGGUUUUGGACUUGGGACUUUGAUUAAUGGAUUUGAAUAUGGACUUGGCUGACACAUGAUGAAUGAUGAUAAUGAUGAUGAUGAUGAUGAUGAUGAUGAUGAUGAUGAUAAUGAUGAUGAUGAUGAUGAUGAUGAUGAUGACACAUGAUGAACUGGUUAUGGACUUUGAUUAACUGGAUAUGAUUUGGGAUUGGAUGAACUGGGUGUAGACUUUUGAAUUUUGAAUAUUUGCAUUUAAUAAAAAACAAACAA